Daldinia decipiens is the source of this 819-nucleotide messenger RNA. RefSeq lists its product as uncharacterized. The record is from RefSeq and is a predicted model, not a curated record. The transcript is spliced from 3 exons. Bases 1 to 819 code for a protein of 272 amino acids. NCBI's taxonomy places the organism in Eukaryota, Fungi, Ascomycota, Sordariomycetes, Xylariales, Hypoxylaceae.
AUGGAGGAAGAAUCAAAAGCUAAAGCAACAUCCCUCAACCCCCAGACCAACGUAACAGCCGGUGCCACACACCUCCUAGUCUCGUCCUCAACCCCCGGCAUCAACAAACCCUUCCCCGUCACCCCUUUAACCUUUGAGCUCUGCGUAACAAACUGGGCCUACGGCGCCCAAAUCGACAAAGUGCACGUAGCAGCCGGUGAAUCGCUGAUCAAGAUCCCGUCGCGCAAGCGCACCGAGACGGCUCCGGAUAUCGUGGUUAUCAACCUCGGCACCAACGACAACAACACGGCGAAUAACGUCAGCACGGAGACGUACGUCGAUGCUUACAAGAAGCUGAUACGGGGUAUUCACGGGAAGUACCCCAAAGCGCAAGUCAUCAUGAUGGUACCGACCCCCUUUUCCUCAUUUUCCCUUUCACCCUCACCUUCCAUUCCUUUCCUUCUUAAAAAGCCCCCACCCCAUAUCAAAAUACUAAACCCUCUCGGCACGUUAGCAACUACGGAUGGGCUUCUACUCCUACGGCAACAGCUACAAGCAAAACCUAGGCUACAAGCAGGAACUCAAAGAUGUCGUGUCCUACUUCAACUCGGACGAAUACCUCUCCGCGCCGGCGAUCCUCACCUUCUCCAGUGCAGCACAAUUGAUAUCGGACCGCAAUGGCAUCCGACGGACGUCGGUGCUAUAAAGGUGACUAGUCACUUGACACAGUUCAUCAAGUUGACAUUUGGUUGGGAACUGGUUGCUACUGGUCCCGAGAUAUUUCACGAGACGCUGUACUGGAACGAACAGCAGAAUAUUAGGCUGGUAUUUGUUUACUAG